AUGACUGAGCGUAAAGGUGAUCUAGGAUCUGGUCUGAGCGUGGUUUUGAACGUGGAGCCGAGCGAUUAUCCUGAAUGGUCUUUGACGCCAUACAACGGAGCUAAGAUUCUCCUUAACGAUCCAACUGACUAUCCAGAAAUAACAGUUUUAUACAAAUAUGUCGUGCUGGGUCAGUCAUUAGAUAUUAAAGUGGAACCGAGGAUAUUCCAAAGUGAUGAUGACAUCAGACACGUGCCUUUGGAGAAGCGCAAUUGCGCCUUCCACGAUGAAUUCUUACUUCAACAUACGGACAGAUUUAGUAGCGAAACUUGUAAAACUGAAUGUAAAAUGAAGAACUAUGCAGAUCAGUGCGGAUGCGUACCAUAUAAAUAUCCGAAAGAUAAGGCUUUACGAAUUUGCGAUUUCGGAGACCUGGAAUGUCUGAACAAUUUGCGUGCUCGUGAUAUAGAAUGGGAGAAAGAUUGCACGCCAAUUUGCUACAUAGAAUGUCGAGAUAAGAGAUACAGUAUUACCAGUGACGUCAUGCCGCUGCUAGCAGAUUUCUACCCGAGGAAUAUAACGUUAGGUCGUAACAUUAGUGAACUGUCGUCGCUUCAAGUGUACUUUGCAAAGUCAACAUGCAACUGUUUUAAAAAUAUGCUCCUCAUUGACUUCAACUAUUUCAUUGCUACCUACGGAGGAGUUUUCUCGCUAAGCUUCGGUGUCUCGAUAAUAACGCUAUUUGAAGUAAUUUACUCGUUCUUGUUUUCUGUAUUGGGAAUGUCUUGUAAUUAUUUGAAAAAUACAAAUAAAACUAUUGCAAACUAUGGUGUGUUCAUUUUAUUACUCAGAUAA
Vanessa atalanta (red admiral) is the source of this 834-nucleotide messenger RNA. RefSeq names its product sodium channel protein Nach-like. Gene Ontology annotation, biological process: sodium ion transmembrane transport. Gene Ontology annotation, molecular function: ligand-gated sodium channel activity. The transcript has 7 exons. Lineage: Eukaryota; Metazoa; Arthropoda; Insecta; Lepidoptera; Nymphalidae. Gene Ontology annotation, cellular component: membrane. The coding region runs from base 1 to 834 and encodes 277 amino acids. The record is from RefSeq and is a predicted model, not a curated record.